This is a messenger RNA of Peromyscus leucopus (white-footed mouse), 1445 nucleotides long. Its product is annotated as cytochrome P450 7A1-like. Gene Ontology annotation, molecular function: steroid hydroxylase activity; heme binding; iron ion binding. Gene Ontology annotation, biological process: cholesterol homeostasis; bile acid biosynthetic process. The record is from RefSeq and is a predicted model, not a curated record. NCBI's taxonomy places the organism in Eukaryota, Metazoa, Chordata, Mammalia, Rodentia, Cricetidae.
CAAGGCCAGGUAAUACUAUUUUUUCUUUUUUCUAACAGGAGGACAAAUAGUUAGUUGUUUGCUUUGGUCACCCAAGUUCAAGUUAUUGGACCAUGGUCCUAUGCAUAUAAAAAGUCUAGUUUGAGCCACUGUUUGGGGGCAGCCUUACCUGGCUAAGCACAGACCUUGGGAGUUCUUCCUGCUUUGCAAAAUGAUGACUAUCUCUUUGAUUUGGGGAAUUGCUGUGGUAGUAUGCUGCUGCAUAUGGGUUAUCUUUGGCAUAAGGAGAAGGAAAGUAGGGGAACCUCCACUGGAAAAUGGGCUGAUUCCAUACCUGGGUUGUGCUCUGAAAUUUGGGUCCAAUCCUCUUGAGUUCCUGAGAGCCAAUCAAAGGAAGCAUGGUCAUGUCUUUACCUGCAAACUAAUGGGGAAAUAUGUCCACUUCAUCACAAACUCCUUGUCAUACCAUAAGGUGUUAUGUCAUGGAAAAUAUUUUGACUGGAAAAAAUUUCAUUACACUACUUCUGCAAAGGUAUUUGGACACAGAAGCAUUGACCCAAAUGAUGGAAAUACCACGGAAAACAUAAACAACACUUUUACAAAAACCCUCCAGGGAGAAGCUUUGCAUUCACUCUCUGAAGCCAUGAUGCAAAACCUCCAUUCUGUCAUGAGGCGGCCUGGCCUUCCUAAAUCAAAGAGUGCUGCCUGGGUCACCGAAGGAAUGUACGCCUUCUGCUACCGAGUGAUGUUUGAAGCAGGAUAUCUAACUCUGUUUGGCAGAGAUCCUUCAAAGCCAGACACACAAAGAGCGCUUAUUCUAAACAACCUUGACAACUUCAAGCAGUUUGAUCAAGUCUUUCCAGCGCUAGCAGCAGGCCUUCCUAUUCACUUGUUCAAGACGGCACAUAAGGCCCGGGAAAAGCUGGCUGAGAGUUUGAAGCAUGAGAUCUCUGUGAGGGACCAGGUCUCUGAACUGAUCCGUCUGCGCAUGUUUCUCAAUGACACUCUUUCCACCUUUGACGACAUGGAGAAGGCCAAGACACACCUCGUUAUCCUCUGGGCAUCUCAAGCAAACACCAUUCCUGCAACUUUCUGGAGCUUGUUUCAAAUGAUCAGGAAUCCUGAAGCAUUGAAAGCAGCCUCUGAAGAAGUGACUGGAGCAUUACAGAGUGCUGGCCAAAAGCCCAGCCCUGGAGGGAAUGCCAUUUAUUUGGAUCAAAUGCAACUGAAUGACCUGCCAGUACUAGGUGUGCUUCCCAUGCUACCUCUCAGUUACAUCACCAGCAAUGAUGCUCAACAUAUAUUGUACUACAUUCUUGAUAUUAUGCUAACCCUGCAACAGCCUGAUAACUAGGGACAUUACCAUUUUUAUCUAACAAGCAAGGGACUGAGUCCCAGGGGGUGGGAUGAUGCUGGAAUCAAAGGCUGGAACAGUGGCAACACUGGAAUAGGACUUUUGAUACUCA